AUGAAGAGUUUUCACAAAAGCGGCCAAAAAGAAAUAGAUGAAUUCAAUGGAUCAGUUCAAGCAACUAAAGCGAUGAAAAAAGGAUCAGACGUCUACAAGUGUGAGCAGUGUCACAAGGUUCUGACAUCUCUUGGGUCGAUUCAGAACCAUAUCCGUCGAGAGCAUACGAUGACAAGAACUGACGAAGCGCUCGAUCCAGCGUUGAUCUCGAUUCUUGAAUCUCAGGAACCUGAAAAGAAGAAAUAUAGAGUGUGCACCACUGAGAUUCAGCCGAUUGCGAUAAUUGAGGAUUUACCGGAAACAAAACCAAUCUCUAAUCAAAAAAUUCUGUGUCCUCAUAUCGAUUGUUUAUCUGAGAUGGAUGCUGUCUUUGUAUCGUCUAGAUUAAACCUGGAAUGGCUAUCAAAGAAACAAGAAGAAACGGGAACUACACUGGUGACUCAGACCGCUCGUGACGAAGGUUCCAGAAAUACGAGUUACAUGAUUUGUAAGCAUGAAGGAACAUACGUCCGUAGUGGAACAAAAAAGUAUGGUCAUGAUACAAAAAAGCAGACUGGUGAUGCUCUGUGCACUGCGUAUUUGAGAGUUGUAAAAAUAGGAGAAAAAGUUUCUUGCCAGGGAUGUUUCUAUCAUUUCGGACAUGAUAUCAGUGUUGCAAACCUUUCCCUUACAUCAAAUCAAAAAGAGAAAGUUGUGAAUUAUGUGAAACAAGGUCUUCACAACAAAGCAAUUGUGAAAUUAGUGAAGAAAGAAACGGAUGAGCACUCCAGAUUACAUUUUCUAAGUUCAGAUGACAUUCGAAAUCUUAAAAAUCAGUUUGAUUUGAAUGAAGAGCAACUAGACAAAGAUGAUCUCAGAAGUGUUGAAAAAAGAGUUGCAAUGAAGAAUCUGGAUGAUGGCAUUCGAUAUUAUUCUGCGCCUGAUCACGAAGGGAACAAUUUCGUGCUUGUGAUUAUCACUCCAAAACAUCUAGAGAGUAUUACAAAAUUUUCACACAAGGUGGUUGUGCUCGAUGACACUUUCAAUGUCACUAUGUAUAACUUAAAGUUGACUACACUCACAGUUAUUGAUAAUUCUGAUCGAAGUGAGCCUGCAGGAUUCCUAUUAUCUAGUUCCACAACUUCAAAAGAGGUAUCGAUUCUGUUCAAUUGCCUGAAAGAUUUAUUUCCUGAAUUCCGACCGUCGUUUUUUAUGACGGAUGAGGCUUCGUGCUUUUGGAAUGGAUAUAGUGCAGUUUUUGAUAAUUCUGGUACUAGAAAAGUGAUCUGCCGUUGGCACGUAUAUCGUUCAUGGAAAAAGAAAGCGACGCAGCUAUUGAAGGGGGAUCUACUCAGUGAAACUAUGCAGUCGUUAAAUGAGGUUUUAAGAGAGCCACGACAAGAAAAGGUUAUGCAUAGAUUGCUCUCGAUGCUAACUCGUUUAGAUCUAGCGAAGGAGAAAGGAGCUGAUGAGUUUUCUGCAUAUUUCAGAACAUAUUACUAUGUAGAUCAAAGAAGUGAAGAUACUUAUAUAGUCACUAAAAUUUCUGAUAUGAAGGAGUACACAGUUCGAGACUAUAAGGAAUGCAUUUGUGAUAUCAAAGAAAACACUCACUGCGACUACUGUGGUGCGUGUGGAUAUCGAUUCGACUGUGAUUGCCUGUUCUCACGUGCCGGUGUUGCCUGCAAGCACAUCCAUGGAGUUCUGAAGUUUGCAGCCAGCCAACAAGCCAAUUGUGAGCUUCUUGACGACCAUGCCAAUUUGUCUCCACGUCCUUCUACGUCCUCUCGUUAUCCUUCUGCAAAUUUGAAUAGUUUUGUUCUUGAUUUAACCAGAAAAGAGAAAGAUGAGCACGACGAUAGAAUUACGAAGAGAAUGGAUCGAUUGAGCACAAUGUGGAGCGCUGUCUACGCGGAUCUUCGAAAGCAAACGAAAGAUGGGGGGGAAUGUUUCGAAAAAUUGUUGGAAAAAACUGAAAAUGCACUACUCUCAAUUAUGCCGGAAACAAGUGAAACAGGAUUAGUUGUUCGUUCAGAUGCCGGAAGUUCAUAUAAGACCGCACGCGAGAUUAUGCACGUUUCUUCUGCAUUGAAGAAACGAACUCUCGCACCAAGAAAAGUUCUCACGGCAUCAAAAACCUCUCUCAUUCCUAAACGAUUCUUGGAAAGAUGCAUAAUUUGUGGAGAGCGAGAUCCUGAAAUCCCUCACGAUGCAGAUGAAAUGGAAUUUGAGAGUACUACCACGGAAUGGAAAAGAUGCAACAAAUGUAAACAGCCCGCUCACUUUUCAUGCACACUCAACAACAAAAAAUGCGCAUGCUCUGACGAUUCCUACUUCGAACUUUACCCUGAUAACUAUUUAAAAGUUAUGGAUUCCGACGAAAACUCGGAAUAA
This is a messenger RNA of Caenorhabditis remanei, 2373 nucleotides long. RefSeq lists its product as uncharacterized. The record is from RefSeq and is a predicted model, not a curated record. The coding region runs from base 1 to 2373 and encodes 790 amino acids. The transcript is spliced from 14 exons. Lineage: Eukaryota; Metazoa; Nematoda; Chromadorea; Rhabditida; Rhabditidae.